Molecule: messenger RNA, 1508 nt
Organism: Sorghum bicolor (sorghum)
Lineage: Eukaryota; Viridiplantae; Streptophyta; Magnoliopsida; Poales; Poaceae
Product: caffeoylshikimate esterase
Exons: 3
Coding region: 277-1314 (345 amino acids)
Cellular component (GO): membrane
Molecular function (GO): lipase activity
Source: RefSeq, a predicted model, not a curated record
UGAACAUUAUAAUCCCACAUAUAUCAUACUGUAUAUUUAUUUAUCCUACGAGUAAGAGAUGGCAUGUAGGAGUACAUGCAUACAUAUAUAGCCCUUCCUCCCCUUCUUCCCUGCUUGCAUUGGCAUUCGCCCUCAUCUAGUAUAUACUUACUCUAGAGAAGAAAGUUAACUCUCCUCUGUUUCGACGUCUUCCCUGCCCUGAAAGCAGUCGAAGAGUCCUUGAAUUUUUCUCCGGCAGGACGCAAAGCGGCGGGCGGCGGCGGCGGCAGGACCGUGAUGAGCAGCAGCAGCAGCAAUGGCGGCGAGGUGCUCCUCCUGGACCACGAGUACAAAGAGGAGUACGUGAGGAACUCGCGGGGGAUGAGCCUGUUCGCAUGCACAUGGCUGCCAGGCAAGAGGAGGACUCCAAAGGCGCUCGUCUUCCUCUGCCAUGGCUACGCCGUGGAGUGCGGGGUGACGAUGCGCGGCACCGGCGAGCGCCUGGCGCGUGCGGGCUACGCCGUGUACGGCCUCGACUACGAGGGCCACGGCCGCUCCGACGGGCUGCAGGGCUACGUGCCGGAUUUCGAGUUGCUGGUCCAGGACUGCGACGACUACUUCACCUCCGUGGUGCGGUCGCAGCCAAAUGAGGACAAGGGCUGCAAGCGGCGCCGGUUCCUGCUCGGGGAGUCCAUGGGCGGCGCCGUCGCUCUCCUUCUGGACCUCAGGCGGCCCGAGUUCUGGACCGGCGCCGUGCUGGUGGCGCCCAUGUGCAAGAUCGCCGACGACAUGCGUCCCCACCCGCUGGUGGUGAACAUCCUGAGGGCCAUGACCUCCAUCGUCCCGACCUGGAAGAUCGUGCCCAGCAACGACGUGAUCGACGCCGCCUACAAGACGCAGGAGAAGAGGGACGAGAUCCGGGGCAACCCUUACUGCUACAAGGACAAGCCCAGACUCAAGACCGCAUACGAGCUGCUCAAGGUCAGCUUGGACCUCGAGCAAAACCUCCUACACCAGGUGUCGUUGCCGUUUCUGAUCGUACACGGCGGGGCAGACAAGGUGACGGACCCGUCGGUAAGCGAGCUGCUGCACCGAUCGGCGGCGAGCCAGGACAAGACGCUCAAGCUCUACCCGGGCAUGUGGCACGCCCUCACCUCCGGCGAGUCUUCCGACAACAUCCACGCCGUUUUCCUUGACAUCAUCGCCUGGCUCGACCACAGAUCAUCCGACGAUACGGAUCAGCAGGAGCAGGAGCAGGAGCUGCUGUCGUCGGAGGUGGAGCAGAAGGCCAGGCACGACGACCAACAUCCCCAGCAGGAUGGCGGCAACAAAUAGCCGCUUGCUUGCAAUUCUUCUUCAUAUAUAUAUAUAGAACAAACCAUUUAAUUUGGUGAUGCAUCGAUACACAUGUCAGUAAUACAUAUACCGAGACUAAAUUAUUAGGCCGGCUUACCUAGAAAUUAAACAAUCAGCAGUUCAAUACCGAGACUAAAUUAUUAGAGGUCUUUUGGCCUUGUUUAGUUCCAAAA